Molecule: messenger RNA, 1071 nt
Organism: Penicillium expansum
Lineage: Eukaryota; Fungi; Ascomycota; Eurotiomycetes; Eurotiales; Aspergillaceae
Product: NADP-dependent oxidoreductase
Exons: 5
Coding region: 1-1071 (356 amino acids)
Cellular component (GO): mitochondrion
Molecular function (GO): oxidoreductase activity
Source: RefSeq, a predicted model, not a curated record
AUGUUGUCCUUGAACAUCCCAUCAUACUCACAGCCAUCGGGCUACCAGCUUUCUGAGUUGCCCAAGCCGGACAUCAUUGAUCCAAAAGAUGUGAUAAUUAAGGUUCAUGCGGCGAGCAUCAAUCCAAUUGACGUGAAGAAAGCUGGUGGAAUGUUGAAAUUGGCGGUGAAAGACACCUUUCCAUAUAAAAUUGGCUAUGACUGUGCCGGUAUAGUCACAGAGAUUGGAUCGGAUGUGACCCGAUUUCAAGUGGGAGCUGAAGUCUAUGUUAGACUGCCGGAGAUUUCUCGAGGGUCUUGCAGUGAAUUUGUCAGAUGUACAGAGAAGUACAUUGCCCUGAAGCCACCUUCAUUGUCCUUCGAGGAUGCAGCCUCAAUCCCUCUGGCAGCAAUGACUGCACUUCAAGCACUCAGAAAAUACAAAGGAGAUCUGGCUGGAAAGACUGUCUUUGUGCCCGCCGGCCUGAGUGGGACAGGUCUAUUUGCAUGCCAAUUGGCAAAGAAUGUCUUCCAUGCAGGCAAGGUCAUCACCACAGUCUCGACCUCCAAGGUGGAAAAGAUCAUGGAGCUACUAGGCGAAGCAACAGUCGAUCAGAUAAUCGACUACACAAAAUCCGACCCAAGAAAGGCUAUUAAGUCUGGCUCCGUGGACUUCCUCUUCGACACAGUGGGUUCUUCAAUGGAUUACCUCUGCCUAAUGAAACAACAAUCCGGAUGUAUUGUCUCAAUUUCGACCAUGCCAUCGGGCAACCAGCUCCAGGAAUCCUCAGUUACGGAUCUUCCCCAGAAGAGUAGCAUUCCUAUUGCUCUACGAAUGGGACUUAAUGCUUCCGAUUAUGUCCGUAAAUUCAGGGCAUCGCGAUAUGGUGUUGAGUAUUCAUAUAUGUUUCUGGAAUCGACUGGUGAAGAUCUGGACGAGUUGAGAGGUUAUGUUGAGGGGCGCAGGCUGAGAACGGUAGUUGGAAACACUGUUGAGCUUUCGGACAUCGAAGCAGUGCGAUCAGCAUGCCAGGUCGUUUACAGUGGGAAGGGAGGUCUUGGGAAGUUGGUUGUCAAAGUUGCCGAUUCGUGA